Messenger RNA from Medicago truncatula (barrel medic), 1921 nucleotides. RefSeq names its product 60S ribosomal export protein NMD3. Gene Ontology annotation, molecular function: ribosomal large subunit binding. NCBI's taxonomy places the organism in Eukaryota, Viridiplantae, Streptophyta, Magnoliopsida, Fabales, Fabaceae. The coding region runs from base 168 to 1703 and encodes 511 amino acids. The transcript is spliced from 2 exons. Gene Ontology annotation, biological process: ribosomal large subunit export from nucleus. Gene Ontology annotation, cellular component: cytoplasm; nucleus. The record is from RefSeq and is a predicted model, not a curated record.
CCAUUUUCGCCAUUUAAAACCCUAAUUCAACAAAACUCAGCAACUUCAUACAAAGCUGGUUUCGCACCGCUUUGCCUCGCAGUACCAAAUUGGAAUCGCGCCGAACUCCACCGUCCGGAUAACGCAAUCACAGUUAAUCUACGAUCGCCAGAAACGGUAUAUUCAAGAUGGCACAAGAAGCCGGUAUGUUCAAGGUUCACCAAACAAUUGGCAGUGUUUUGUGUUGCAAAUGUGGGAUUCGUAUGCAACCAAAUGCAGCCAAUAUGUGUGUGAAGUGUUUGCGCUCAGAAGUUGAUAUCACGGAAGGGUUACUGAAGCGUCUGGUGCUUGUUCAUUGCCCUGAGUGUGAAAGUUACUUGCAGCCACCGAGAACUUGGGUCAAACUGCAGUUAGAAUCAAAGGAGCUGUUGACAUUUUGCUUGAAAAAAUUGCAGAAGAAUAUGAAUAUCAAUAAGGCAAAGUUAGUAAAUGCUGAGUUUAUUUGGACAGAGCCACAUUCCAAGAGGGUUAAAGUCAAGGUUAGUGUCCAGAAGGAAGUUUAUCACGGCGCAAUUCUCGAACAGUCGUACCCUGUUGAGUAUGUUCAACAGGAUCACAUGUGUGAAUCUUGCUCUAGGGUUGCAGCUAACCCUGAUCAGUGGAUUGCUGCUGUGCAACUCAGGCAACAUGUCUCUCAUAGGCGUACUUUUUACUAUUUGGAGCAGCUAAUUCUAAGGCAUGGUGCUGCUGCUCGUGCUAUCAGAAUCAAACAGAUGGAUCAUGGUAUCGACUUCUAUUUCUCUAAUCGAAGUCAUGGUAUCAAGUUUGUUGAAUUUGUAGGGAAAGUAGCCCCUGUUAAGAGUCGCAGUGAUAAGCAACUUGUUUCUCAUGAUUCGAAGAGUAACAACUACAAUUAUAAGUACACAUUUUCUGUGGAAAUCAGCCCCAUUUGUCGUGAGGAUUUAAUUUGUUUGCCUCCUAAAGCUGCUGCAAUUUUGGGAAAUAUUGGUCCUAUUGUGAUUUGCACGAAGGUUACUAACAGCAUUGCUUUGCUUGAUCCACUUACCUUGAAGUUUGGUUUCUUGGAUGCUGAGCAGUAUUGGAGGACAUCCUUCAAGUCUUUACUUACUAGCAGACAGUUGGUGGAGUAUAUAGUGUUGGAUGUGGAAGUUGUUUCAUCUGAGGUUAAUGUCGGUGGCACGAAAUAUGCUUUAGCUGAUGCUCAAGUGGCCCGUGUGUCUGACUUUGGAAAGAAUGACACGAUGUUUUCUAUCAGAACUCAUCUGGGCCAUCUUUUAAAGCCUGGUGACAAUGCUCUUGGUUAUGAUUUGUAUGCUGCGAACAGUAAUGACAUGGAAUUGGACAGGUACAAAGGAAAUAUUCCGGAAGUGGUUUUGAUAAAGAAGAGCUAUCCAGAGAAACGCAAGACUCGUUCAUUUAAGCUUAAACGAAUUCCCAUGGAGGCUGAUGAUAAGAUUAAAGUUAAUGAAGAUAAGAGAAGUGCAGAAUAUGAACUUUUCUUGAAAGAGCUAGAAGAAAACCCUGAAUUGCGGUUCAACAUAUCAUUAUACCAAAAUAAAGACUAUCAGCCAUCAGAGGUGGCAUCUGUGACCGAUGGUGAAGAGGCGCCUUCUGUUCCAUGGGAUGAGUUGCUAACUGGGCUUGAAGAUCUUGACCUGAGUGAGGGUGAGGGUGACGAUGGCGAGGAUAACAUGGCAGAAUAAACAUAAGUCACUUCUAUCCUAAAAUAGAAAUUUAUAUGUUGAAUCUUAGUUUUGUUGAUGCAAGGGUACUCUCUUUUUGUUUGUGCUGUUUUAAUUUUCAAUCUCUGGUUAUGUUUUUAUGCUGCAAGAAUGAUAUGUGGUUUUUUGAAGGAGAAUGAUAUGUGGUUGUUAUUCAGAUAUAGUAAUAAUACAUAUUAUUAUUUUGGGUUUGCUGUUAA